This is a messenger RNA of Lachancea thermotolerans CBS 6340, 2544 nucleotides long. It is a transcript of the gene NIC96, whose product is annotated as linker nucleoporin NIC96. Bases 1 to 2544 code for a protein of 847 amino acids. Gene Ontology annotation, cellular component: nuclear pore. Gene Ontology annotation, molecular function: structural constituent of nuclear pore. Lineage: Eukaryota; Fungi; Ascomycota; Saccharomycetes; Saccharomycetales; Saccharomycetaceae. The transcript has a single exon. Gene Ontology annotation, biological process: poly(A)+ mRNA export from nucleus; protein import into nucleus. The record is from RefSeq and is a predicted model, not a curated record.
AUGCACUCAGACAAACCCGUUUCGAUGGACACUUAUGCCAAUAACGAGGGUGUCCUGAAAGGCUCUGCGAAGACAUUUGGCAACCUUAUUGAGACUUCGAAGAACUUGCCAACUACAUCUUCUGAAUUAGGAACAAUUUUAUUAAGCGUAAAUGAAAUCAAAAAGAGAGCACACGACCUGAGAAAGAAGGCCAAACCAAAGGGUGAUCACACAAGAGCACAUUACCUCCUAGCAGGCAGUGGAUUGGCUAUUCAGGACGUCGAGCUGUCUUUGAAUAAUCUGAAGUCGAGACAGUUGAUUGAACAUAAUGUAACAAAUAGGGAGACUGACGGGGACCUUGACACCUAUCUUCGCACUAAGAAAGACGAGAACAUUUUAUCUUCCAUUGAACAGUCCCUCACAUCAGCAGCAAAGGAUUUUGACAAUUUCGUCAAUCAGACUUUCAACCUCGACUGGGAACAAAGAAAAGACGAGGUAAGGGAAAACUUCGGUAUUAUACUAAAGAAGAGAAGGGGCAACGAUUACGGAAAGGAUUCACUACCUCAUCCAGAUUAUCCUUCUUGGGGCAAAUCAGGGCGCGGCAUUUUGGAUGGUGACUCAAGGUUAAAUGUGAAUGAGAAUUUUGCAACAAGGACCAAGUUCGAAAGGUACGCCAAGAUAAUAAAUGGUUUCAACAAUGCCAGGCAGAGCGGAUACGAAUUUUCGCUGGCAAAGGAAAUCUCCGAAACCUUUUCCAGUUCGGCAGAGCAAGCAGGUCGACAACUUCCGGAGGCGUGGAGUAUUAUCGAACACGCUCAGAAUUCAACUGACGUUGUUAUGUCAUCCCGAACCUUUCUUGAAAAGCAAUUCUUAAACUAUGUUGAUAACCUAUACAAGAAGAACUUAAAUGAAGGCCUCCCUACUAACGUCAACAAAGUGAAGUCAUUCAUUGACUACAAACUCAAAAACCCAAACAACACGUGGAAAUACGGAAACUUGACAAUAGUUAAUGGUGUGCCUAUUUGGGCAUUUAUUUUCUACCUUCUGAGAGCUGGCUUGACCAAGGAAGCUCUUGAAGUUGCGAUCGCUAACAAGUUGAGUUUCAAAAAAGUUGAGCAGUCCUUCCUAACAUAUUUCAAAGCUUAUGCCACUUCUAAAGAUCAGAGGUUACCCAAUGAAUUUGUUUCAAGAUUGCACACGGAAUAUAACCAGCACAUCAAAAACGCCUUAGAUGGCGAUCCAUUCAGACUCGCUGUUUAUAAGAUUGUUGGAAGAUGUGAUUUAACCAGAAAGAAUAUAUCGUCGAUAACCCUUAGUAUUGAGGAUUGGCUGUGGUUUCAUUUUAUGCUAAUCAAACAAGAUGUUUCUGAUGAUGACCCAGUUUACGAAAAAUACGAUUUGAAAGAUUUUCAAACAAUAGUCACUUCGUAUGGCAUCUCUAGGUUCAGCAGCACCUAUCUCCACGUGCUUCUACUAAGCGGUCUUUAUGAGCUGGCAGUUCAACACGCAACUUCGAUCAAUGAAAUUGAUGCUGUGCACCUUGCGAUAGCUUUAGCCUAUCACAAGAAGUUAAACAUAUCACACUAUAAAUCUGAACAUGAUUCAAAUCUCCUUUCAGAAGAAGAUGGCAGAUUUGAGAUCAAUUUUGCAAAGCUACUUGGUAAUUACACGAAGUCAUUCAAGUUUUCUGACCCUAGAAUCGCUGUUGAAUACCUCAUUUUGAUAGCGCUUAACGGGAACAAAGAUCAGAUAGAAGUUUGUCAUGAAUCGUUACGAGAACUCGUUUUAGAAACUAAAGAAUUCACCAUUCUGCUGGGAAAGGUUAACAGAGAUGGAUCAAGGAUCCCUGGUGUUAUUGAAGAAAGGCAUUCUCUUCUGUUUUUAAGCGACGAGCAAGACUUCUUACACAGGAUCACAGAACAAGCAGCGCGGAGGGCUGAUGAAGAUGGCAGGGUUUUUGAUAGCUUACUGCUCUACCAGCUUGCUGACGAAUAUGACAUUGUUAUUCGUAUCGUCAACAAGCUUUUGAGUGACUUACUCAGCAACACGGAUCUCAACCAACCAUUACUGAAUUUAGAUGAUAACAACGAGACUAGUCCAGUUCUUAUUGCGAAGAAACUUAUCAAUGUCUAUGUCAAUAACAUGGAAAUUUCUCGCAAAGUCUCUUCGAAGAACAAAGAGACAUGUCUGCUCUUGUUAAAGGUGGUUGAUAUUAGAAGAUCAUUCUACUCGCAAAACUGGCAGGAAGCCCUUUCUAAAGUUGAAGAUAUUGACGUUAUACCGUUUAUUGAUGAAGUUUCCUCCAGGCGCAAGGCUCAAGAGUUUUCAAGUUUGAGUCCUGAAAUUGCCAAGAACAUUCCAAACUUGCUGAUCAUUACCAUGACCUGCGUGUCUAACAUUGUUGCGCAGUUGAACCAGAGUGAAUAUCAUUCUGCAUCAAAGGACCAGCAAAUAAGAGCUCUAAGGAGAUUAGCCAAAAGCUGUAUGAUAUACGCUGGCAUGAUUCAAUACAAAAUGCCCCGGGAAACAUACAGUGUGUUAAUUAACUUAGAAGUCCAUUUAUAA